Molecule: messenger RNA, 1686 nt
Organism: Penicillium paradoxum
Lineage: Eukaryota; Fungi; Ascomycota; Eurotiomycetes; Eurotiales; Aspergillaceae
Product: putative arginine transporter
Exons: 2
Coding region: 1-1686 (561 amino acids)
Biological process (GO): amino acid transmembrane transport
Cellular component (GO): membrane
Molecular function (GO): amino acid transmembrane transporter activity
Source: RefSeq, a predicted model, not a curated record
AUGGAUCGUGACAAGUCGACUGUCACCUUCAAGGGAAAGAUGAGCACCGAGACACCCGUGCAGGUCCCAGAACCAAGUCCUGACGCCUAUGAUGUCGACUACGAAAAGCACGGUGCCCAGCGCGAGGCAAACCCGCUGCCCGAACUCAAGCGGAAGCUGAAGAGCAGGCAUCUUCAGAUGAUUGCCAUCGGCGGCACAAUCGGUACCGGUUUAUUCAUUGGUAGUGGAACAGCCAUUGCUCAUGGAGGCCCCGUUGGCGCUCUGAUCGCCUAUAUCUUUGUCGGAACCAUCGUAUACUCCGUCAUGACCGCCCUCGGAGAGAUUGCGACAUAUAUUCCGAUUCCUGGCGCGUUCACCUCAUACGCGGCUCGUCUGAUUGAUCCCAGUUUGGGCUUCGCGAUGGGUUGGAUUUAUUGGUUCUCCUGGGCAUCAACCUUUGCGCUGGAGUUGACCGCAACCGGUCUGAUCAUCCAAUACUGGGACGAUACCAUUCCGAUCGCUAUCUUCAUCGCCGUCUUCUGGGUUGUGAUUAUCGCUUUCAACAUGAUGCCCGUUAGCUUCUAUGGUGAAAUUGAGUUCUGGUUUGCGAGUAUCAAGGUCAUCACCGUGGUCGGCUUCAUGAUCUUCUCUAUCUGCAUGAAUGCCGGUGUUGGAGCUGAAGGGUAUAUCGGUUUCCGGUACUGGGUGCACCCUGGUCCAUUCGUCCCCUAUCUAGUCGCGGAUAACGAUUCGUUGGCCAAGUUUGUUGGGUUCUGGUCCACGCUGAUUCAGGCCGGAUUCUCCUAUCAGGGCACCGAGCUGGUCGGUAUUGCGGCCGGUGAGACAGAGAACCCUCGCAAGACCGUCCCGUCUGCUAUCCGCAAGACCUUUUUCCGUAUCGUCUUCUUCUUCAUCCUUACCAUCUUCUUCAUCGGAAUUGUUGUACCUUCCAACGACGAAGGUCUCUUGGCUAGCGAGGGCAGCGGUGCCGGUGCUCAAAAUGCAAAUGCUUCGCCGUUUGUUAUUGCCGCCAAUCGUGCCCAUGUUAUGGCUCUCCCCGGUAUCAUCAACGGUGUCCUUCUGACGGUGGUGCUCUCUGCGGCCAAUUCCAACGUCUACAGUGGUAGUCGUAUUUUAGUUGGUCUUGCGCAGGAGGGUUUCGCUCCUCAUUGGUUCAAAAAGACCUCCAAGCACGGUGUUCCUUACUACAGUGUGCUCUUCACCGCAGCCUUUGGUCUGCUUGGAUUCUUGAACGUCUCUGACGCAGGCAGCACCGUGUUUACCUGGUUGCUUCAGAUCUCUGGUGUUGCUGGUUUCAUCACCUGGUCUUCACUGAACGCCUGUCACCUCGCUUUCCAGCGGGCGCUCAAGGCUCGCAACAUCUCUCGGGAUGUCCUGCCUUACAAGGCCAUCUGGCAACCCUGGUUCUCAUGGUACGGACUGUUCUUCAACAUUCUGAUCAUUAUAACCCAAGGAUUCCCUGCCUUCGUCGGGCACUUCAAGGUCAGGGACUUCUUUAUCAAUUACCUGAGUUUGAUCUUAUUCGUGGUGUUAUAUGCGGGACACAAGAUCGUCUUCCGCUCCGCCUUUGUCAAGCCUAUCGAGGCUGACUUGGAUACUGGCCGCACAAGUGCCGACAACGAGACCUGGGAAACUAUUGAGCCGACUACAUGGUACGGCAAGACAUGGAACUGGAUCUGCGGGUGA